AUGUCUAACAAAGUUCAGUCCGAGCCCCAUCCUGGUUUCCGCCAUGACGAAGAAAUAAACAUGGAAAAGGAUAAGCAAGAUAUCCGGCCAGGCGCUAUUGUGCAUGCCUUUGAUGCGCUGGGUGGUACACCCGAUCCCUGGGGUCGUGGACAUCUGAAGCUCUACGCAGCCUGUUUGAUUAUUUAUCUGUGCUCUACAAUGAAUGGUACGCCGGAAUCCAGCACUGACGGACAGGACCUACCACUAAAGCCUGAAGCUAUAGGAUACGACGGCUCCUUGAUGGGCUCAAUCAAUGUCCUCCCAGAGUACCAAUCCUACUACAACACCAGCGGUGCAUCCGCGACGGGCCUCGUAUUUUCAAUCUUCAACAUUGGCCAGAUGGCAGGUGCACUCUUCGUCUGGGUAAACGACGUGUAUGGACGAAGAAUGACUCUGCGGGUCACAGCGUUCCUCAUCUGCUGCUCUGCUGUCUUUACCGCACUCGCGCCCACAUUGCCAGCAUUCAUCGCAGCCAGAUUCCUUCUGAGCUUCUUUUCCACCAUUUGUUGCGUUGCGGCCCCAAUGCUUCUCGUUGAAAUUGCGCCGCCUCUUCACCGGGCCACUGUUGCUGGGAUAUAUAAUACCCUGUACUAUGUUGGGAGCAUUAUUGCCACAUUCACAAUGUACGGAGCCAACAUCCACCUCACAGGAAACAUCAAAUGGCGACUCCCCCUGUGGCUGCAAAUCCUCUGCCCCGGCCUCGCCUGCCUCGGAAGCUGGUUCCUCCCCGAAAGCCCCCGCUGGCAAAUCGCGCAGGGAAAACAAGAAGAAGCUCGGGAAUUUAUCGUCAAGCACCACGCCAAUGGAGACGCAGACCAUCCCAUUGUUGCAAUCGAAAUGCAGGAAAUCGAAGAGUCCCUCGCAGAAGUCCGUUCCCGAUCUGCCUGGGCGUGCUUCGACCUGCGCAGCCUGUUCAAGUCUCGAGCUCGACUGUACCGUGUCAUGCUGGUUAUCACCAUGGGAUGGUUUGGUCAGUUCUCUGGAAAUAAUGUGGUUAGCUACUAUCUACCUAUCAUGGUGGAGAAUGUCGGGAUUACAGAGACGAAUAUGGUUCUGCUGCUCAAUGCGAUCUAUGCGGUUACGGGGUGGAUUGCCGCGACUGCUGGAGCCCGCCUGCACGACAUCGUCGGCCGCCGCAAAAUGCUCAUGGGCUCCUGCCUCGGCAUGUCUGCCGCACUGGCGGUCGUCGCUGGUACAGCUGCAGCAUACGAACAAACCGGUAGUGUUUCGUCAAGCUCAGCCAGCAUUGCGUUCAUCUUCAUCUUUGGUGUUGUCUUCGCUGUCGCGUUUACGCCAAUGCAGCCGAUAUAUCCUGCAGAGGUUCUAGCUAAUGACAUGCGCGCAAACGGUAUGAUGGUCUUCCAAAUCACAGCGGGGUGCGCCAGCUUCGUGAAUACGUUUGCUGCGCCGAUUGCGAUGGAGAAUAUUCGGUAUUGGUUCUAUGUCUUCUUCGUCUUCUGGGAUCUGUUUGAGUGCGUAUUCAUUUACCUCUUCUUCGUGGAGACAAAGGGGCGCACACUGGAAGAGCUAGAUGCUGUUUUCGAAGCGAAGAACCCAAGGAAGGCGAGUAUCCGUAAGCUCGCGGCAAGUGACUAG
This is a messenger RNA of Aspergillus calidoustus, 1635 nucleotides long. The record is from the annotation of a GenBank genome assembly. Lineage: Eukaryota; Fungi; Ascomycota; Eurotiomycetes; Eurotiales; Aspergillaceae.